CUCUCUCUCUCUCUCUCUGGAUCAUAAAUCUUUCGUUACCUCCCUCCCUCCCUCUCUCUCUCUCUCUCUCCUGUGUUUGUCAAGGGUCUUCUUGCAGCUGCAUUCUCUCUCUCUCUCUCUCUCUCUUUCUCUCCACUGCUGAAUGGAGCCAGCCAAGAUCGACUGGAAAGCCAUAGAUUCAGUGUUUGAGGUAGACGAUUUGUACGAACACAUCAACGCUCCCACAUGGGUCGAUUUCUCAGCUCCCGAUCAGCCUCUUGAUGACGAGUCUUGGUUCUGCAAACCCGAUUGCAAUCAUCCAAAAACGGUUGAUGAUUUCCUCAAAGGGUCACCUCCUUCCAAGCUUCAGAGAUUAGCGGCUACCGUAUCAGAGAUCCUACCAAGCGGUAAUCGAAACAGAAGGGAUGGUAAUUUGAAGAGAAGAGGGCUUGUUCAACCUUCACUUCAUCAAACAAAGACUCAAAAUGCGACAGAUUUGUCGAAGAGUGAGAACCAGAAUCCCAACUUCUCCUCGACUCCAACUCACCAAUACACCAACGCCAUGAAGGCCGCAAUGAAAUCAAGCACAGAAAAGAAGCCAAUCGAUGAUUCCUCGCAAAGGGAACCGAGGCCGCAGCUUAAGAGCACCCUUUCUGCGCGAAAUCUGUUUGCCGGGCGGGAUAUAGUGAAUCAGAUCACAGAGUUCUGCAAUGAGUUGAAGAGAUUGGCAACAAGGGGUAAAGAGAGGGAAAAUGUGGAGAGACCAAAUGAGGAGAAAAGUUCGAUGGCUGCAAAGAAACGGGAGGAUAACUUGCCGGGGUCAGAUGAGAGGAAGAAAGAGAGGAAGCCAUUGCUUGAGGUGAGUAAAGAGAAAUGUGAGUCCAUUGAGAAGGACUGUGUCAAAGAGAAGCAGAGGAGGAAGAAGUGGGCUGAAGACGCAGAAAACAUCCCAAUAAUAUCGGUGGAUCUGAAGAAUGUAAAGCACAAAGAAGGUGAUAGUUUGCUGCAAAUUAGGACUUGUCCUCCCUCCCCUCAAGGCUUCUCGGCUGAUCGUGGCCCCACCAAAGCCAUUCCUCUCAAAGCAUCGCGGUGCAAGCCUCUGGAGAGGAGGGGAAUUCUUGAGGAGCUGAAGCAGAGCAAUGCAGAGCUGAAGAAGGAGGAAGCUGUGGAGAGGAGCAACCAGGCGAAAAUGGCUUCUGUGGUUGCUGAAAGAGGAGAAGCAAGAAGCUUGGAUGUUUUCUGGUUUUUAAAGCCUUGCACACUUUCUAGCUAAGAUCAAUAUUAAUUCCAUAACAAGCUUGAAUCAAUCUCAAAGUGUCCCAUUCUUUCAUUCUUUUCGUAUACAUUUUUUUCUCCUCAUUGGAUUUGGUGUUUAGAAUUUAGGGUUUAGGGGUCUGUCUCCAUUUGUUUAUACUUAUUUUUGUUGUUGAAUCCGAAUCCCUUGUUAUUAACCUAUAUUUCUUUCUAGAUUCAUUCUGUCUCGAUGAGAGACAAACUGUAAUAAGGAAUUCGAGUUUAGAAUUUGUAGUCAAAACAUCUGACAAUAAGCUUGACAUGUUUCUUUUUAGCUUGUGUGUUGGUUUGUUUGAAGGAUGGAUACCCCUUCCAAGAGC
This is a messenger RNA of Diospyros lotus (date-plum), 1592 nucleotides long. RefSeq lists its product as uncharacterized. The record is from RefSeq and is a predicted model, not a curated record. Lineage: Eukaryota; Viridiplantae; Streptophyta; Magnoliopsida; Ericales; Ebenaceae.